CCCCAUUUUUGAAUAGCACAACCCAAUGGACAAACGCGGUGGUGAUGAUAAUAGUGAGUUUUAAUUUCAUUACAGAGACGUGCAACAACAAAAAGCCCGAUGAUGACCAGCGAUUACCAAUUGCAUUGCUGUCUUGCGUAAAUGCAACGGUUGUUGAAUUCACUGCUGUACCACUGUACACUCAGCACUAAUAGUGUCAUUUCAGGUCGGAUGAAAGAGGUUACGAAUAAGAGUGCUUGGAAUUGCCCCUUUUUCUUAGUUCUAUUCACAUCAAAGAAAGCACUACAUUGAGUGUCUCUGAUUCGUGGCCACAGAUAACAUUUCAAAGCAAGAGUAACUGAUUAUUUGUCAAGACCGGGCGAAAAAUUAUAGACCAGUAAAUAAAAAGUUAGCCUGUCUCACCAAAUGACUGUAAAUGAGUCAAAUGAAAGUGAUGACCUACAACUCCGUGUGGAAGAUGAUUCCUCAUCGCCAUCAUUCAUGACCUUCACACCCAAAUUAUCACACUCACUAUCACGUCGUUAUACCCAGAAAAAGCAGCCUGUAAAUGCUACUGAAUUUAUGAACUCAUUCGAUCAACAAAAACUUAACUCAACUCUAUCCAACAAGCAUACGGGUAGAAGCAGUAUCUCGAUCAUGUCUUAUGAGACACUCUCAUCAACUGAGGACGCCGACGACGUUACUGACACAGCUAGAUUGACUUUAAACGCAUCAGCACUAGAUGGGAGAAACAACAAGAAAACGAAGCGCAUCAGUAAGACACAUCGAUAUGAUUCUGAAGAACUAUACAAUGGCUCCUUUAGAUUGUCAGUACAACAGGAACGACCCGUCAGUAGGUUUUACGAACCAGCUUACAUUGAUAUGAAAGCAGAUCAGCGUAAUAAGAAUCUACAAGAGAUCAUAUCGAAGACCACAAAAGAGUAUCUCAAUGCUGCCAUUUCUAUAAUCCAAAAAACGUCUAAAAGAGUCAUUAAUUUGCAUGAUAUUAGUAACCAACAAUGCCAACAAUUGCAUAGUACAGCUAAUGUAGUAAGGCUUCAUGAUAAUAAUCUUAACAAAUCAACGGAAAAGUUAACGUAUCGUGACAGCCGCUCAGCCAAUAAAGAUGUCGCAAUACAACAAACAGUGCCUGUAAGAAAUCUUCCUCGUCUGGAUUCGGCAUUAUGUGUUCCUAGUAUGUCCCAAUCAGCGACUGUGGACAGCAUUGAUAGCGAAACUGAGCUUUAUGGACAUAGUUUGAAAAUAUUCUCGCCUACAAAUACGUUCCGACUUUUUCUUUUUAAUAUUUUACGGUGGAGAUGGCUGGAACCAUUUUUAAUGCUAUUGAUUGUCUUCCACGGAAUUGUGUUGUUGAUCGUUGGAUGGGGAAACAAUCCAUUUCCAGUUCCUCCACAGCAAUGGGUGCCUACAUGGGAUCAAUUAGCGCUCUUGAUCAUAUUUUCUAUCUAUACUGUCAUUAUCAUAGCUCGCAGCAUUGUAUAUGGUUUCAUUAUUAACUCAGCAAAGAAUGGAAAGCGUCCCUUUUUAAGGCACAGUUGGAAUAGAAUAGAUUUUGUAUCAGUAUUAUCGUAUUGGAUUGAUUUCAUCUUACUACUGACGCAUCAAGAAAUGCAAGGAGAAACGCAACGAAUACUUGUGUUCAGGAUGCUUUCAGCGCUUAUACUGUUGCGUUUAUUGAAUCUAACUGAUGGCAAUAAAGUGAUUCUAAAUAGCUUGAAAAAGGCAGCACCUUUAUUAGUCAACGUUCUCUUCUUUGUAUUAUUUUUCUUUGUUGUCUUUGCAAUUGUAGGCAUUCAAUCAUUCAAAGGAUCGUUUAAACGACACUGCGUAUGGCAUGACCCCAACAAUACAACUAACGUACAAGAGGUCCAGCAAUAUUGCGGUGGUUAUAUCAAUGGUUCAGGAGCUGUCGUACCUUACAGGUUGAAAGAUGGUACCGAGGCACUCUGGUCCAAAGGCUUCAUUUGCGAGCAAGGAUUGAUCUGCGAGGAAACAGAUAAUCCUUUUGGAGGGACAAUCAGUUUUGAUAAUAUAUUUUCAUCUAUGCUAAUUGUUAUGAUCAUCACGGGCGUGCAAUCAUGGACGGAUCGUAUGUAUGAUAUGAUGGAUGCUGAGUAUUUUGUAGCUUGCCUCUAUUUUGUUGUAAUCGUUAUUGUCAUGAAUUUUUGGUUGGUCAACUUAUUCAUUGCAGUUAUUACUGAGAUGUUUGCCAAAGUAAGAGAGGACUCGCAGCAUUCUGCCUUCACAAAUUCCAAAGCCAAACCUGUAUUAGCAGACUCUACUGAUGGAGGAUGGGCUUUUUCGGAAGAAGACGACGGCCUUACGGAACAGAUUACUCGGAAUUCCCUUUUCAAUAGAUUUGUAAAGUUUACAUAUCCUUUUUGGAUCUUUCUAGUGCUUGUUGAUUUGGUUUGUAUGGCAGCUAAGAAUAACAACAUGUCAAGAGAUACGAUAGCUAUGUUGGACGAGGCUGAGAUUGCAUUUACAAUCGCUUUCCUUAUUGAAAUCCUACUUCGUCUGAUGUGUAACAGACAGGACCUAAAAGGGUUUUUCCGUGAUACGUUAAAUUUGACUGACUUUUGUAUUGCCAUUAUUACCUGCAUCAUUCAAAUACCACCAGUUUCAGCACGCCAAAAUGUUUACGUAUGGCUUACAGGCUUUCAAGUGCUUCGCAGUUAUCGAUUGGUUGUCGCAAUUCCUAGAUUACGAAAGCUCAUGUCCCGUGUGUUAGGAAGUCUUCAUGGGUUGAUCAAUUUAUCGUUUUUCAUUGUACUCGCGACUCUAUUAUGUGCCAUAAUUGCUUUUCAGCUUUUUGAAGGUGUCAUUAACGAAUUAGGCGAGGAGAUGAGAUUUUUCUCAGUAUAUAACUCAUUCACAGCCUUAUAUCAACUUUUUUCUGGAGAAGAUUGGACAACCAUACUAUACAACGUGAUGGAUGCCGGUUCCGAAAAUCAUAAUAGUACUAUAUAUGCAUUGUUCUUGGUGUUUUGGUUUGCGUUCUCCAAUUUUGUUUUGGUUAAUUUGUUCAUUGCUGUACUUAUGGAAAACUUUGAGAUUGCCGAAGAAGAUAAGCAGAAGCGACAAAUCUUCAAUUUUAUGCAAAAAACUGAAAAUGAGUUGGACAAAGAUGUAGUUAUUAGCCGGUGGAACAUAUAUCGAUAUUUCAAGCCAAAAGCAAAAGGUUUGAGUGUUAAGGAUAUGCCGAGUAGUUUAACUAUAUCUACUCAGAAGAGUAUCGUAAGGGAGUUUAUGAUGGUAAAGACAGAUAACAGUUUGAACAGAGCACCGAGCAUACAUAGAGACGGCUCAAACCGUGACGAAGACCACCGUCCAAUGAACUUAUUUGAUAGAGCUAAAAACUUUUUGAAUCAAAUUCUCAGUACUUCGAAGGACGCAGCCGAACAACAACGACAACAAAAGCUCCGACCUAGCUUGAGAGAAUCCCUUCCUAACAAACAGAACACAGAGACAACUACUUAUGACAUAGAAGAAAGACGUGCAUUAAGACGAGACUUUAUUAAUUCACAUCCUACAUAUGAUCGAUCUUUAUAUGUGUUCUCCAAUAGCAAUCGAUUUCGCAGAUGGUGUCAGUUAAUCGUUCAGCCAAGCCGUGGUGAACGUAUUUUCGGCACACCACCUUUGAAAUGGGUUAAUAUCAUAUUCUCAGCCGUUAUCACUAGCUGUGUUUUAGUGAAUGUUAUCCUCACAAUAUACAACUCACCUGUAUAUCAGUUCGAGCAUAGAGACAAUCCUUCAGCAUUGUUACCAUUCAAAUAUUGUGAUUGGGCCUUUACCAUUAUAUUCUCAAUAGAAUUCGUUAUCAAAAUUGUUGCUGAUGGUUUCGGAUGGACACCUAAUGCCUAUUUACUGAAUGGAUGGAACUUGUUGGAUUUAUUUGUGUUGAUCACUCUUUAUAUGUCUAAUUUCGGUACAUUUGCUGCGUCUACUGGUUUGGAGAGAGGAUUUCGGGCAUUCAAAGCAUUAAGAGCCUUACGUCUUAUCAAUUUGUUGAAGCCUGCUAAAGAAGCCUUCACUGCCAUUCUUGUUACUGGUCUUUCUCAAAUUCUGGAUGCGGCAGUCUUAGGUUUGUGCCUUAUUGUUCCUUUUGCUCUUUACGGAAAAAAUGUGUUUAUGGGCUUAUUCUACUUUUGUAAUGACGGAGACAACGGCAAAACUGGCUGUAUCUUUGAAGCACUCAGUGGAACUCAAGAACCAAUGCCAGAAGACACUAGUGUUUAUAUGCCUCGUAUAUGGGAUAAUCCUUAUGUAUACAGCUUUGACUCAUUUUGGAAAUCAUUGUUAAUUCUCUUUGAAAUUUGCAGUGGUGAAGGUUGGAUUGACGUGUUAACUACAAGCAUGGGUAUUACUGGUAAAGAUGAAGCUCCACAACAAGAUGCAAGCCAACUAUGGGGUAUUUUUUUUAUGGUCUACAAUCUUGCAGGCUCUGUAUUUGUUAUUUCCUUAUUUUUGGGUGUUGUUAUUGAAAACUUCACGAAAAGAAACGGCACAGCGUACAUGACAACGGAUCAAAGGCGGUGGCUAGACCUUAAAAAGCUGUUGAACCAAAUUCGACCUGCCAAACGACCUAAAAUCGUUCCUCAAAACAAACUUCGCAAACUAUGUUAUAAUUUGACAGUUGAGAAAAGAGGCAGAUUUUACAAGUUUAUGACGGUCAUUAUAUCCUUGAAUAUUCUUUUUCUCUGCACGGAUACUGCUCGUGACAGUGAUAAUGAUGGUAUAAACAGUGGAGCAUCAGGUUGGAUCUAUGUAUACUUGGCCUUUAUCUUUAUCUAUUGGAUAGAAAUCUUAAUCAAGUUGUUGGGAUUAGGCUGGCACUCGUUUCGACAGAACCUUUGGAAUCUUUUUGAUUUGGGAAUAGUGAUCGGUAGUUUUAUUACAGCUAUCAUUACUUUGGGCAAUUCUACAUUGCAGGUCAACGUAGAGUCGCAGAAGUUAUUUAUGACAGCUUUCUGCUUCAAACUUGUGCAAAGAAGUGAUAGCUUGAAUCAGCUUUUCACCACAAUGGCAGCUUCAUCUUACCAGAUCUUCAACGUUUUCGCGGUUUGGUUUGUCGUUUUGACGACUUAUGCAAUCAUGUUUAUGCAAAUAUUCGGUCUUACCAAGUAUGGGCCCAGUUCGACGACUGAGCACAUGAACUUCCGAACAUAUUCAAACACAAUGAUUUCCUUAAUUCGAUAUUCAACCGGUGAAGGCUGGAAUUCGAUUAUGCAUGAUUUUACAGUGGAAUACCCCAACUGUGUGGUGGCUGACAAUUACCUAGAUUCUGAUUGUGGGUCUCUACGAUGGUCCUAUUUUUUAUUCUUGACUUUCAACAUUAUUUCAAUGUAUAUCUUCAUCGCUAUAUUCGUUGCUGUUGUUACGGACAACUUUUCCUACGUCUACCAAAUCAAAGCAAACUUUUCACUGGUGAACCGCGAUGAGAUUAGAAAAUAUCCUUUUUCCUCCACAAUAUUAUCCUUCAACUUUCAAUCAAAAAUGACGUGGGCAUCGAUAGAUACUGAUAGAACCGGUUACAUCAAACCAAAUCAGUAUAUGUCUUUUUGGCGGAAACUUGAUGGUAUAUUUAAAUGCAGGAUUUUUGAGCCUGAGUAUUCCUACAAAGCACUCGUUAAAGGAUGCCGUCAGAACAGUGACGGUCCUUAUCUGCUAAAUGACCCUUAUGAACACAACCUCGAUUUAGCAGCGCUGAACGAAAAAUUGAAACUACUGGAUAAGCGUGACCUACAUUCACGUAGGCAAGAUCUGGAGAAGUUAUACUGGGAAACUGCUUUGAUCGAAUCCACUACAAAAGGCGUCACAUUCAAUCAAAUGCUUCUAAUGCUUGCGCAAAGAAAGCUCAUUAUUCCGGAAAAAGCUCUACUAUUGGAGGAACUAUUAGAAAAUCAAAGAAAGGAAGAGGCAAUAAAUACACUUAUUUCUAUUGACCGUGUCCGUGGUUUAAUAGAAACAAUUGCUUUACGUAAGAAAUUCUUGAAGCAUCUAGAAAGCAAAAGGCAUAAAAAAGCAUCAGUGCCAAUAAUUCGGGUGGAUAAAGACUUGGCUAGUGAUUCUCUCAUAGCACCUCCCUUGAGCCCGUUUGAAUUAGUGAGUAGCCCUGAUGACGACGCGUUUUCAUCAAACAUUGGAUCUUGCAGAAGUUCCCUUAAUCCCUUUUCUGAUAAUUAUCAUUUAUCAAGUGAUGAUGAUGGAUUAAGCAGUGCCACAAAUAGAUUGAUAGGCGAUGAGCAGAGAGACAGGCAGGAAGGUAUUGAGAACAUGGUCAGUGAAAGCCUCACAGAUGCUGCUUCUGUCUCGCAUAGUUUAUGGCAAGAAAUGCUUCAAAAUGAAAGCAAAUAAGCUUCGCAAUUGUUUUCAGAAAUAAAAUUUUACUUCACUUAUGCCUGU
Mycotypha africana is the source of this 6405-nucleotide messenger RNA. Its product is annotated as Ion transport protein-domain-containing protein. Gene Ontology annotation, molecular function: high voltage-gated calcium channel activity. The coding region runs from base 406 to 6357 and encodes 1983 amino acids. Lineage: Eukaryota; Fungi; Mucoromycota; Mucoromycetes; Mucorales; Mycotyphaceae. The record is from RefSeq and is a predicted model, not a curated record. Gene Ontology annotation, biological process: calcium ion import across plasma membrane. Gene Ontology annotation, cellular component: membrane; voltage-gated calcium channel complex. The transcript is spliced from 22 exons.